CAAAUAUCUAUUCAAUAUAAAAUAAUACAAAAGAGAAAAAAGCAACACCAAAGUAUGUAUAUAAACUGAACUUGUCUACAUUUAAUUCUUUUAAUAAAUGGGUGAAUAAAUGAGUGAGUGAAUGAACAAAUGAACAAGGGACUAACCAACAAAUGUCCUAUAUUUUUAAAAAUAUUUCUAGUUUACUUCUUUCUCUUUUAAUGAAGUGAGAAUAUAGGCAACCAAUUGAAGGUGGUGCUUUUGGUCAUAUUAUCAUUAAAACAAAUAAAUAACUAGACAUUUUGUUUAUCAACACAAUAUAUAGUCGAUUUAAGAGGGAAAUACACUGUCUACACACUUCUAUACACUUUCGUAUGUAUUCAGAAUGCAUGCAAAUGCAUGGGCAAAUAGGUAUUCAUCGUAUGACCAGAUACUGGAUGUAAAUUUUCCACAUUUAUGCAACCCAUCGCUCUCAAAUCAUCAAUACAUUUAUGCAUAUAUCUUCCUCAAAUGCAUGCUAUUUAUCAAUUGAAGUCAAACAUUCUAACAGAUUAUGUACAUUUUUAGUAUUCAUCUAAGAAGUUAGCAUUUAAAACAAUCAAGUAAUUGGUCAUUGUACACUGAUAAUCACUAAUUAACAGAAAAAAAUUGAGAGUCUGAAAUGAAUUUAUACUUUUUUGUUUUACAUAUUACCAUUGUCUUUCAGUUUCUUUUGAUAGUACAUUUAAAAACUACAAAUACACAGUAUACUAUAGAAUAUUUUAUCACUGAAGAAUGUCCACCUAAUACAUUAGUGGGAAAUUUAAAUAAUAUUCCUUACAAUACAGUCCUACAGUCACAUUCAUUCAGUACGUUCCAGUUGUUAUCACACAGUGGAUACUUUUAUUUAAAUGAAUCUAAUGGAUUAUUAUAUACACGUGGUCGUAUUGAUCGUGAGACAAUAUGCCCUGUUGGCACAAAUAGUGCAAAUAUGGUUGGCGGUAGUCUUCAUCCCCAUUUAUCGAAUACUAAUCGAUUAAAAGAAAUUGAUCAACUUAUGGGAAGUGAAGUAAAUCAUCUGAACACCUUGGGACAUACUACCAAAUCAAGUUGUGAAAUUUUAUUACAAGCAUUACAGUUUAUGGAUAACCCUAAUUCACGUGAUAACGAUGAUCAAGAGCAUCGUGUCAUUUUGAUAAAAAUAUUUAUUCUAGAUAUAAAUGAUAAUGCCCCUUCAUGGCAGGAGAACGUUAUUCAAAUCAGUGUACCAGAACAUACACCAAUUGGGACAAGAAUACCACUUCCAACAGCUAAUGAUCCAGACUGUGGACCUAUUAAUACAACUGUAAGCUAUUCAUUACUUGAUCAGAGUACAAAGAUUCAGUCUUCCGAUAUAAAUUCAGACAAUACCUAUUUAGCCCGCAAUGCCUUUCAUUUAGACUCAGAACUAAUAUCCACUCCAGAUUUUAAUUUAAAUGGUGCUUGGAGUUAUCAGGCUAUCAAUUGUAAUCCACGUGUAUUUCGUCUAUGGCUUCGGAUUAUGCAGGAUUUAGAUUUUGAUGAUGAUGUUGCUGAUGAGUCUGAUGUUUUAAGUUCAACAAAAAUCUUUCAUUCAGAAAGUGUUAAAGUUAAGCUAAUAAGAUUAACUCUGUUAGCUACUGAUGGUGGUCAACCAAUCAGUUUGACAGGUACUGUAACCAUCAAUAUUACAGUCACUGAUAUCAAUGAUCAUCCACCUGAAUUUGUUGCAACAGACCAAUAUCAACCAAAAGUUGCUACUGGAUCCCCUACAGUUCACCUGCCUACGGUUCACCUAGAAAAUGGGGAAUUAUUUAUACAACUUCCUGAAAAUACUCCAGCCGGACGAGUAAUCUAUAGAGUGCAAGCAGUUGACCAUGAUGAAUCAGAUAAAGAAAAGCUCAGGUAUGCACUGGGAACAUCAGCUGGUUUGGAUGUUAGAGAAACAUUUAGAAUAGAUCCAAAAUCAGGUGAAGUCACCCUUCUAAGGGCACCAGAUUACGAAGCUCAUCGUUUACAUAUUUUACCAAUAACUGUAACAGAUGGAAAACAUAUUAUAACACAGAAAUUGAAUGUACGUAUUCAAAAUGUUAAUGAUCACCCUCCUGUGAUUUCAGUGCGUCCAGUAAUCAAACAAAAGUCUCCCAUCAUUCAUUCGGGUCAGUCAUUUCGCCCUAAUAUUCCAGAUUAUAUUCAUGGUCGAACAGUUGUUUUAUAUGUUACAGAGCAUGAGCCCCCAGGUCAGCUGAUAGGGACAGUGACAGUGACAGAUUCUGAUGAAAUUUUGGAUCCUACUCUUACUAAAUCAGACAUGUUAGUUGAGAGCAGUACACAAAAAUUAAACUAUCCGUAUCAAACUGUUGAUUCGGAAACGCAUUUGAGCACUAAUUGUCAACUAAAUCAUAAUGGUUUAAUACUAGAACCAUUAUUUAAAGGCGCUAAAAACCAAUUUAAACUUUUAACUUAUGGUACUUUUGAUAGGGAACAACAGACUGAUCAUUUCGCCACAUUAACAUGCUAUGAUUACGGUCACCCACCGUUAUCUUCACAGAUUGGAUUGCGCCUUAUCAUUGAGGAUAUUAAUGACCAUGGUCCUCAAUUUAAACAGAAUAAAAUGAUUGCUCAUAUGAAGGAAAAUAGUCCGUCAGGAACAAAAGUUUAUAAAAUCGAUGCACACGAUCCUGAUAUUGGUCCUAAUGCUCUUUUAGGCUAUCGGUUAGACGGUCAACAUACAGAAGACUUUAUGGUUGAUUCAAAGACUGGUACAGUGACUAGUUUGAGACCAUUUGACAGGGAACAGAUAGACCAUUUCAAUCUAUCAGUUACUGUUUAUGAUCAGUCCGAAUGGAUUACAUCAAAUGGUUAUAAUAGUAAUAAUAUGACGAAUUUAUCAACAGAGGUUGAUUUGUUUAGUCGUAAAGCACCGAAACAGCAUAUUGUUCACGGGAAUCUGUAUGUUUAUAUUGAUGAUGUGAAUGACUGUCCGCCAACAUUUGAGAAUUCAUUAUAUCAGCUAAGCGUAUCAGAAGAUGCUAAAAUUAACCAUUUAGUUGGUCAAAUUGAAGCGAAUGAUAGCGAUGCAACUGAAAUCAAUAAUCAAAUUCAUUAUUUAAUUAAACCACAAAUAGAAGGUCAGAUGAUUCAUGAAUUUCGCGUGUCAACUAAAGGAUAUAUUUAUGUGGCACGUGGUAAUUUAGACAGAGAAAAUGUACCAGCAUAUAAUUUUUAUCUUGUCGCUAUGGAUUCUGGAUUGCCGACAUUAUCAUCUUCGACACAAAUUCACAUACACUUAAUUGACGUGAACGAUAACUCUCCACAGUGGAUAUUUCCAGCGCAUAACCAUCAGAUUGUAAAUUUGACUAUUAAUGAACCAGUUGGUUAUCGUGUAGCUCAGUUGGUUGCUGAAGAUCCGGAUGAAAAUGAAAAUGGUGAAGUAGCUUAUCGAUUGGUCCAAACAAGUUUCAUGUCUAAUAUACCUGACGUUGUGGACAGAGCUCCUGUGACAAGUCCUUCAACUUAUUCUGACAAUAAUCUUAACAGUAAUGCACAAAACACGCCGAAAUCGGAUUUACGAUACAUACCGACACAUACUGUUGGGAAUCUAUUUGAAUUGGAUUCAAUAAGUGGGGCUAUUUAUGUUGGUCGGUCAAUGACUGUCGACGACGUAGGAUCAAUUAAGUUAGUUUUAGAAGCAAGUGAUCGGGGACGUCCGGCUAAAGUUAACCAUCGGGUUUUACAGAUUGAUAUUUUUCGUUAUUUAUCACAAACAAGUGCUUAUUUACUCAAUGAGAACGAUGGUGACGGAGGAGUGGAUAGUGAACAUUUUAGACACAGGAAUACAGUUAUUGGACAUGGAACAUACUUAGAAAAUGAUUUAAUUGUGAUUGUGAUAAUGGUCGCUGUAACAUUGAUAAUAUCACUGAUACUUAUAUUGGCAAUUUUAUUUCUACGCUGUGGUGCAUGCACACCCCGAAGUGCAGUACAAUGUGAACAAAAUGAUCCUAGAUUUUAUAGACAAGGUUUUAGUCACACACACCAUCUUGAAGAAGUUUUCAGAGAUUCUGGAAUGCUUGAAGCAGAUGGCUUACUUUCGCCUGGAGCUGAUCAUUUACUCAGUGAAAGCAGCCUAAAUAGUUAUCCUCCACCAAAUCACCUUUGUAACUCAUCCCAACCAACAGAUUCGGAUAAAAUGUUAAGAAGCCUUUUAUCAAACUCAGAUAGAAAUCAGUGGAUGGCUGCAAUAUUAGAUCCCCAAAAGCCUGAUACCCUAAGAUCACAGAAAUUAUCUAAUUCAACUCAUCCAUUUCAUUCAUCACCUUUAAAAGGGAAUGAUUUCUUGAAUCAUCGAAGAGGAUCCAGUCAGACUGGAACAAUUUGCCGAUUGAUGCGUGUUGAAGAACGUCUUUUGGACAAUCCAUCGACAAAAAAUUCACCUGAUCAUGAGCUCAAGUUAUUGAUGGGGGCGAAUUCCUCACUCCAACAAAAUAAUCAACUCUGCACAACAUUUAAGGCAAGCUGUUCACAAUUUCCAGGUUAUCGUGUAAACUCCCCAUCGUAUAAAGAUGCUGAAUCUUUGGGAAAUUUAAAUUCUCCUAAUGAACACCAACUUGUUAUUGUUCACUAAAUCUUGAACAGCCUAAGAAUGCAAUAACUACAAAAAGUCCUGAAUUGCUACCCUCUGAACGAGACGACUUAACAUUGAAAGUGUUAGCUUAUCGUAGACGAAGUGGGACUUUACCACCUUGUACCAAUCAUAUAAAUAAUGGUGAAAACGACGAUGAAGUUGGUGUUAUUCCAGUCAAUUUUCCAAAUAAAUUAAAUUCUGCAAAGUCCUCAGGUGAUCUUUUAAAGGUUGUUGAUACAAAAUGUUGUUUAAAAUUCAGUGUGGAACAACAACACCAACCUAAAAGUCGUCUCUCUGUUUCAUGGUUGGAUACGCAUAUGAAUUGCAAUAAUGAACAAGAGAAUAUCUCAGCUGUUGCCAACCCUGUGUGUGAUCCUACGAGUGGUUCUUCAUGUAAUGAUGAUGUCGAUGGUCUUUUCAACAACAUUAGUAAAACAACGAAUGUUAUCGAUAAUGACAAUACUAGAGGUGAGUGUCAAACUGAGAUGUCCCAGUCAACAGAAGGCACGAUGAUACUAUUCAGUCCAGUUGAUCCACUCGGUUAUGCGCAGCUUAUUCAUACACAAACAGAUGAACAGUUCACUUCACCACAAAAUAUUUAUUCUAAAUUCCCAACAAGUUUUGUUUAAUCGAUUUAAAAAAGAGACAGAAAGAUUAAGGAUUAAAUGUUCAGAUUUGAAGAUAGGAUUUAAUUCAAAAGAUCUGUUGCUGUUUCUUCUUCAAUGAAUUUGUACCAUUUUUCAUAAAAGUGACAGAAAAACUUUGAUUUUCACCGUAUAAGCCUUCAGAAAUUAUCGGUUGUUUAGCUCUCCUUUCUAUUUGAUUUGGUGCAUUUUAUGUUCGCUUUCUCCACCACUCUUCCUCUUUUUAUGAUUUAUUAAAAGUGCCGAUUAAAAUAGUCUGGUAAAUUCAUUUAAUAUACAAAAUCUGGAUACAUGAAAACAAAAAAGAUAUCAGACAAUGAACAAUGGAAUGCAACUAUCUACCACCUUGUACACACUUGCGUAUAUACACAUAUAUGCAUAUUAAAAAUUGAAAUAUAGCUAUUCAUCUAUGUCUAUUUAUUUAAACAAAUUUAUUCAGUUGCUUUUGUUUUCUGUUUCCAUAAUAUCUAUUUUCAAGGUAAGUUUAGGUGCAGAAUGCACUGCUCGCUGACGAAUCUUGAACCUGAGGAUCGAACAAGUGUUUAAUGUUGACGAGCUCUCAAUAAUUUUGUAAACAUCGAGGUCGACUCGUGACUCAGUCAACCAAAACGACCACAAAAUUAAUAUUUCUGCUAAUCAUUUCAGCUACCUACUAUAUCAUGUUUAUGUUUUUAAUUAAUGAACUCAGAAGUGAGUACACUACGUAUCGAUUUAUCUUGUGCUCCCUAACCGAAAAGAUCAUAAUGCCUUUAUUGUAACCUGAGAAAAGUAUACAUUUUCAACAAAAAUGACUACUUGAUCAAAGUAAUAUAUCGUCAUUGGAACUGGU
This is a messenger RNA of Trichobilharzia regenti, 6073 nucleotides long. The record is from the annotation of a GenBank genome assembly. Lineage: Eukaryota; Metazoa; Platyhelminthes; Trematoda; Strigeidida; Schistosomatidae.